AUGAAGAACCGUCCAAACGAACAGGAUGGUUCUACUGGACCUCUUUUUUAUGCGGAGCGUGUAUCGAAACGCGAGACGGACGUACAGAAGCUCUGGUCGACCUUCGUGCACACUCAUACGGCGCAUCUAACGGAUCCCCUGCCAUCAGCAACGCCACAGUCUAGAGCUCAGACUCGCGACUCUUUACGGACUCAUCUCGAUGCACUACACGUUAUGCAGAGCAGGCUCAGUCAACGCAUGAACUGGCUCACCGCAAUCUACUUGCUACCCGAUGAGUUACUGUCGCGGAUCUUCGUAUACGUUUGCGCCGCUCGCACACCAAAUCCUCCUCCUCCAACCGACCUGAUGAUGGUCUGUCACCGGUGGUGCUCUGUCAUCCAGACCUUUCCGGGAACAUGGGCAUAUCCACCUCUUUAUACGUCUCGCGCCAAGGUCGACGCCUUACUCUCAAGGUCAAAGUCAUCCGCACUUCACAUAUGCUGGGAGCUUCGUGGCAUACGCCCCAUCGAAUUUGAAACCACGGGCGCGCCAGAUGGCGAGCGCCUUCUCGCACCGAUAGUGGCUCGUUCCCGCACAAUCACAUUGGAAGCGUCAAGCCCUGUUCUCGCCGGGAUCGUGGGACAGAUGGGUAGCGCCAGGCCGGCUUCGAACUUGGAGACCCUUGUAGUGGUCGUCGAUUCUUCGCUUCCGCGGGCGCGGGCGCGGAUGACAGCCGCCACGCCACAAACUCGCAUGACUCCCGCCGUUUGGCCAAAGCAGAUGUUCGAUACCCCUCGGCUGCGCCACCUCAAGCUCUCCAACUUCUCCUACUUUGACUGGAGCCAUCCUCUUCUCUGCGAUACUCUGACAGCGCUUGAGAUCGGUUUCUAUGAUAGUUCCUGGGCGAUGCAAAAUCCGCUGAAUAAUCCCGGGCCUGCUGAAGCUGCUCCAUGCUCAUACAGUCGCCUAUUGGACGUCUUAGGACGGUUACGGUCUUUGGAAAAGCUGAUUUUGGUCCGCUGUGUCUCUACUUCCUUGAUUCUGGACCCAGAUUUCGAUGAGCAGAGAAAGAUCGACAUGAAGACCCUGCGAAUACUGAACAUGUACGAUAAACCCGGAGCAUGUGCGACUCUUCAUCGAACUCUUCGCCUACAUCAUGACGCACUCGCAUUGUACAUGAACAACUGGACCGGGCCUACCGACGCGGCCGACAUCGUCACGUUUGCGACCGCGCUCAGCCCCUCCAUCGAAAACAUCAAAAAGCCUCAGCUGCAUGUCCUCGUCAACGGGAGCCUGGAAAAGGGGAGAAGCGUCACCUUCAAUUUUUUCCGAGAUGGUCAUGACGGCAGAGUCGCGAUGAGUGUUCUGUACACUCCAGUCUCCGACGAUAUACCCAAUCCGAAUACCUGGCAUCACGAACUCGUGUUGAUCAUGGCGCAAUCGCUUCCGCUGGACAAGAUCCGUAGCCUUGAUAUCGAGAUCGCUGCACACCUACCACUGUUACCGCGCUCUAUGUGGCUGACGACGCUAUCUCGAGCCCGAAACAUUCGAGAAUUAGCUGUCGAAGCUCGCUCAAUGCCUGUUCUUUGGAGUCUCCUCCGCCAACAAUCCUCGCAGCUUGGAUGCUCAAUGUUGAUCUUUCCGCGCCUAGACAAUGUUCAUCUGGUUGGGGGAUGUCCGCGCCAGCUCAGAUUCCUCCAGUGGGUGAUACAAGAGGCAUCCGUCACACGCAAGCGCCAUGUCUUUGGCAUGACAUCCGACGUGCCGGUGGGGACCCCGCACUCUAAACAGGGCCCAGUAGUCUACCUCAGUGCCGAUGGCACUCGAAAGACGAUACAUGUCUACCCAUCGAACAACAGGUACAAGCCGAGGAUUAACUCAACUACCGCCACGAAAGUAUUGCAAGACCGAGGCGUGCAAGGGAAUUAG
This is a messenger RNA of Peniophora sp. CBMAI 1063, 1908 nucleotides long. The record is from the annotation of a GenBank genome assembly. Lineage: Eukaryota; Fungi; Basidiomycota; Agaricomycetes; Russulales; Peniophoraceae.